GCCUGAGGAGCCUGAGGAGCCAGGGAGCGGACAUCACUCAACCUCGAGAAAGACCAGACGGCCCGCUACACAGGUCACCGAGCCCGCGCCCCGUCGAGAGCAUCCAAACACCAUUGCUGGUGCACGGCAGAAGGCUUUGCGCUGGGCCACCCGCAACAUGAGCUGUGCUGUGUGCUCCGGGGUGUAUAAAUAAGCCAGGCCUCUUCGGGUGCAAGACAGCAAUACUUGUACGACACUUGGACCACCAACAACUGUCGUCCUCCCGGGCCCUGACUGGGAGGCUUGGGAGGCUGGCAGGCUGGCAGGCUGGCAGGCUGGCAGGCUGGCUAGUCUGCUGCAUGCACACGGGUCCCGCAGCAAAACCCACCAAGUCCCAGCAAGACCCAUAUCGGCCCAGCCCAUUGGAAACCAUCCUACCAGGCCUACACACGCACGAGCACGCGCACACCGCUUGCCGAGGAUGCCACUCAAUCACGUUGGACGCUGCAGGACUGCAGGACUGUCAGACUGUCUGCUGUACGAUGUCCACAGCGUUACAUACAGACUUUGAGGCUGUCCGUCCUGUGCCCACUGUUCUGUGCUCAUCUCCCGUGGCAUCCUCGCUGUCGGGACUGCCACAGUACGACGUUUCUUGCAGGGGGUUCGAGACUCCCAAGGUUGCCAGGGACAGCCAUGGCACAGUGGCCCUCCAUCCCGUCCAUGGUCCCCUAUUUGCCUCUUGGUUUCCUUCCCUCCCAAGGCAUAUCCCAACUUGAGACCUUACCGAUUUCACAACCCUCAAGUGCCGCCCCGCCGGCCAAGUACACAAUUCCAUGCAAGUGAGGCGGGCCGUCCAAGACAGCCAGUGCCACUUCUUGUCAUCGCCAUACCACUUGCGGAGCAUGACUUGAACAACUGGCACGCUGAUCUUCUCAAUUAUGCGCUUAAUCAUCUUGUCACGCUCGCCCGGGGUCUUUAUACUAUUCUUGCUCGCGCUUAUGCACUUUUGAUCUUGCACUUUCAUCUACCACCGCUGCUACUGAUUUGAUCUUGUCCCACGACAACAAGUCUAUCAUGAUCAAUGGCUCAUUGGGCCGGUGCUGGAGGCCUUCUCACUCGAUCUUUCGGUCACACGGAUGGCCACGCAUUGCACAAAUGCUCUUCCAAGAGGGAGGCCAGGUUACCUGUCAUACUUCACGAUGACUCCUACGGAUACGACCUGGACGAUACGUCACUGUACCCGCGCCCGAGGAGCUGGGAAUCGGAGCACAUGAUUGCAACACCACCAGGCGUCGACCCGUCACCCAAGCAGCCGCAGUUCUUCGUCAUCAGAGAAGGCACACCAGCUUCCACGGGACUGCGGGACGGCCAUUGCCACGUCGUUCCCCCGAGCGGCGAUGGCCAAUUUUCUCCAGAACCCGCUCCCGUUGCGUGUUUCAUGGAACGAACGAAUUCGGGUCGCACCAUCUUGACAGACUCCGACUCGCACUCCACUGUCGAAUGCAACAACUUUUCGCCCGAGGAGGACAAGGCCGCUGCCGCCAGGGUGAGGAGCCACAUGAACAGCCCGCGGCGGGAUGUGAGGCGACAUGAGCGCAUACUACGAAGCCUCAUCCACCCCAGAAACCACAGAGGUGCCGACUUCGCCCUCGACGAGACCGCGCUCGAGUCCAUCUUCAGCGCAGCAGACGAGAUUUUCUUCCAAGGUCGCUUGUCUCGCCGGGUGCAAUGGGAGUGGUCCUCGAGCGAACAGAACGACUACAGCAGGAGGAUCAUCGGGACCACUGCGCUGCGCGAGGCCCAACCCCCCUUGGUGGGAGGCUAUGAGACGCUCAUUGUCCUGAGCAGCCCGUUUCUCAGAGACACCAAGUUCAAUCGCCGACUACUCAUCUCAACGUUCUUGCACGAGCUCAUCCACUCAUACCUGUUUAUCUGUUGCGGGUUCAAGGCGAGGCAUUGUGGCGGCCACACGCAGGGCUUCAAGGAGAUUGCCGACGCCAUCGACGAGUGGGCUGGCAGGGGCACCCUCAGGCUGUGUGAUAUGGAAGCGGACCUCGCGCAUUUCAAGGAGGUGGAAAGAAGCCCGGUCAUUGAGCACUCUCAGCCGGGCCAUCACGACUUCGGCUGCGGUGGCGAAACAGUCCCUUGGCCCUUUGACAUGCCACCGUGGACCACCGGCCCUCGAGUCGUACUCCAGGCCCAUGUUAAGCCAGGUGGAAUGCAACUAGCGUCCAAUACCAGCACGCCAGCAUCAUCUACGUCUACACUUGUUGGCCAAAGUCAGCGAGAGAUGUUAUUAAAGCCCGAUGAGGCUGUCUCCCGCAUGCUGGAGAUGGCUGCCAAUACGUUCGCUGGCUCAGGCACGAAAGUCUAUUACUGAACAGCGCUGCACACCGGGUGUUCUGCCGCUUGUGACGCAAACACCCUUUUAUACGGUGUUCCUGAGGACCAACUCAGCUGCUACACCUUUGUAACUGGUGUCAUUCACUACUAGAGAAGAUGUGUCAUGGCAGGGCGACCAUGAUACGUUUUCAGAAGCUUUUCCCCGUCUUUACUCGUCUCCGAGAGUGAGGCCUUGGUUUUCUUUCCUCCCAUAUGCAUCGGAGAUGGCGUUAACAAAAGUGUUGGUACGAGACUUGUGGAUGGCGUCUGUCGUUUCGGUAUGCAUUGCAAUGUUCUUUUCUGGCAAACACGGCAUGACAGGACUGCAGGCUUUUAUGUACAUAACGUUGCCCAUGGGAAUCAUGUUAUUUCUACGACCUUACAGGUUUAAUCUAUCAUAGCCCCAGCCCGUCUCCUAAUUCACUUCAGUCGUUCCCAACUUCCCUUGCGGAAUGAAUGCAGCUCGUUGCCAUGCGCCGAAAAGCACUAGAACACCCACUAGGAUGCUCAUUUAUAACACCAGCGAAGCGUUUCCAUAAUCAAU
Molecule: messenger RNA, 2905 nt
Organism: Diaporthe batatas
Lineage: Eukaryota; Fungi; Ascomycota; Sordariomycetes; Diaporthales; Diaporthaceae
Exons: 1
Coding region: 1061-2359 (432 amino acids)
Source: RefSeq, a predicted model, not a curated record